CCCUUUCUACUACAGCCUUUAAUAUAACCACGUCGACAGCGACGGAGACCAUUACCUCUUCAAUUUCUAGCAAUUUAAGUUCGACGUCGACUACCAUUGCCUCUUCAAUUUCUGGCAAUUUAAGUUCAACGUCGGCGACCGUUACCUCUUCAAUUUCUGGCAAUUUUAGUUCGACAUCGGCGAAUGUUUCCACUACUCCCACACCCACAAGCUCGUGGCUGUCUGGAGGAUCGUCCUCGAUUCCACUGUCAACAUUCGCGUCAAACAGUUAUAGCCAGGCUAGCAGCUCGAUAUUGCCAUCUCCAAGUAGUUCGGCACGUUGGACGAACACGACAUGUACCUCAUGGGUAACUUUAACUACUAGUACGGGGAUUACCGGUACGGGGUCAUCGGUGUUUACGGCUUCAUCCGCAAUUACGACUGAUGGUAAUUUGACGACAUCGUUUGGGGCCUUCUCGACUUCCUCGGCCCCUUUUCCCAAUUCGACUUCUACCGGACUUACCACCGGAAGCGGAUCUCUUUCAACCGAUACGUGUAUCGAUACACCGACACCGACGCCGAUACCAACAGAGACCGAGUCAUGUGACCCCAGCGGAUCUUACCAAUACGGCAACUCGACAGCGUCCAUUACCGCUUCACUCUCUUCAGGUGAAGACCUCUCUAUGUCUACUCUGAGUGCAUCAUCGCUUUCAGCGCAAAGCAGCAUACUCAGUGAAUCCAUAACAUUACCGACACAAAGCCCGACAUCAGACUCACAAUCAAACGCCGAGUCCGACGUACCAUUCCCACCAUCCCACCCAACAUCCACAUCCCCAGACCCAUCGCAGUCAUCCUGCGUAAGAACAUCCAGCAACAGCGCAAUCGAAAACGGGGGCUUCGAAAACGGGCUCUCGCCCUGGAGCGUGGACCUCAUCGACCUAAUGUCAACCAGCUACGACAUAUCCACGCCGGGGGCCUCCAAUUCCUGCAGCGCCUUCCACGUCACCAUGGCGCGGAACAUGCAAACAGACGACCUACGCUCAAACCUCCGUCUCGCAAGCCCGCUCAUCAUGCUGCCGCCCCCAGGGGUCAACUGGACGGUGUCAUUCUGGACGCGCUUCGACACCGCGCACGAGGACUCCUUCCUCGAGCUGUUGGCCAACGAGGCCGUUGCGCACCGCGUUAAUGCCACGACGGAGUUGGCGGAGUGGACUAAGGUCGAGGUCCCGUAUAAUCUGGAGGACGGUGAUAGGAUGUUGCAGUUUGUGUUCUCGUUUGUGCUGGGGGCGGGGGCGGUUAGGAAUGAGGUUUGGCUUGAUCAGGUUGCUGUUGAGGUUCCGGCUACGACUUCGUAGGGUUUGGAUGGGGGUUUGCGACAAUGUGGGGGAUGUAUUUGGGUGAUAUUUAGAGGUGUAUACAUAUUGGGUAGGUACCUAGUAGGUGUGGAAAAGGGGUAGAUCUGGUAGACUUAUUACUGUUAUUAUUCUUGUAUUUUCUUGCAGUGUAGUUUUAAUUAUUAUUAGACUGUAGGUAUGAUAAUGGUAGACCGGGAUGGCCCCUCAUUU
This is a messenger RNA of Annulohypoxylon maeteangense, 1544 nucleotides long. RefSeq lists its product as uncharacterized. Lineage: Eukaryota; Fungi; Ascomycota; Sordariomycetes; Xylariales; Hypoxylaceae. The transcript has a single exon. Bases 663 to 1334 code for a protein of 223 amino acids. The record is from RefSeq and is a predicted model, not a curated record.